CUUCAAUUUUGUCCGUUAGUGGAUUUUAAUUUUUAAACUCAAAUUUGAUAAGAAGUGAGAAGUGUCAACAAAGCAGGGGAUAGUUAUUAAUGUGUGUUUAAAUUGAACGAAAUGUUUUUCCAAAUAUCACCUGUUCGAAUCGAGAAAAAAAAGAAGAUUGAUACACCCGAAAAAGUACUUGAAGAAGUUGAAGUUCUGUCAUUAGCCCCAUUCAGUUCUAUUCCCAAAUUGUCCUUUGAAAAUAUCAAAGUUGGUAGUGUUGCUACACGUCAGUUAAUCAUCAAAAAUCCCACUAAUCAAGAAGUCAAUCUGUUUCUCAGUAGGAUAUUACCAGACGAUUUGAACGUUUCGUAUAGUUGGAAGAAUAAAGUAAUUGAAAGUGGAGGCGAAACAAUAUUUGAAUUGACUUGGUGCCCUUUAGAUGAAGGUUCUAGCAGGCACAUCAUCUCUUUCACAGACACAAAGAAAUUGAAAAGAGAUAUUCCUGUUACUUUCAAAUCACGGAGGGCACUACAUGACAAACCAAAAUCAACAAGACCUCGACAAAAAUCACCUCCCAAGAAAUCAACAAUAAAGUAUUAUCCAGCGAGGCCAACAAGAAUCUCUCCCAAAAAAUUUGGUACAUCCCCCAAAAAAAACCUCACCCUCAAAAAGUACUCCCCAUCUCCUGUGAAAAAUGAUUUCCCGAUUCAUAAAAGAAAGUCGUCCCGUUCAACUUUGCAAGCAAAACCCACAUACGGGGAUAAAGAAAAUAUUCCAUCCAGUUUUCUGGACACUUCAAGAGCCAGUGACAUCUUCAUCUCGCCGAAAAACGUCAGCUUCACUCUGGGCGAUUUGCAAACGGAAGUCAGAAGAGGAACGUACGUUUUGAAAGACAAUAAAAUCUCCCCUGUCAGCGAAUUUGAUGACAGCUUGGAGAGAAUAUCUCCUGCUACUUCGCCUACCCAACAACGAGAACCUUUAGGUAACUACAUCGGUGACAACUUGUCACCUUACAAUGGCUACAGGAAAGAUGAUUACAACACAGGCGAUUUUGCAUACAAGCUCAAUAGAAAUUCGUUUUUUCUCACACCCUCAACUACCCCGGUCAGAAAAACAGCAACCGUACCACCGCAGAUUCACAUUGAAACACUGAAUAUCAAGUCGGUUUUGGAAGAUACAUGUCGUAACAGAACGUACGAAUGGCCUUCUCUCACUCUGAAUGUGAGCAGUGAAACGUACAUCAAGGCCAAUACAAGUGGCGACACCUAUGUGAAGAGCAAUCUUAGCGGAGCCACUUACACCAGAGAUAACUCAAUAGGGGACUUGACCAGUCUGAACGUAUCUCCGUUCUCAAUUAAAGUUUCUCCAGAGAUACGAGGAAGGGUGUCCCCAAAACAUCUACGUCAACAAAGAUGUCCUUCCCCUUUGAAUUUUUCUUACAGUGACACCGAUUACAUGAAGAGGGCUCCCCAAGUGAAUCACUUUGAUAGAAUUGAAGGUCAAGAGCUGAGCCGCAUUGAAGAAGAAUCUUAUAUCCACAGUUCGCGAGAUUCUACGAAGAUUCAUCACAAUACUAUGAAACGUCGGAAGUUAGAUGCUGAUUUAACUGUAACUGCUCCCAAACAACCUUCGGCUUGUUCAGCUAAAGAUUGGUCAAGAAAAGGUGGUGCCGCUCUGAGAAUUGUCAAAAAAACUUCCGGUCUGAACUUGACCAAUCUUAAAAACCGUCCAACUGAUCACGAUGAAGAAACCAUCAUGAAAAUCUCGAAGAAAGACACUAACACAGUCAUAAUACAGAAUCCAUUUCUCUUAGCCGCGACAAACUUGGUAGAUCCAUUCAUGACCCCGAAUUUGUAUGUGAAUGACCAGUGGAUCGACAAGCAAGAAGUAGAUCUUAAAAAAUGGUUGAAUGCACUGUUGACACCUCCUCAAGAGCUGAGCGCUGAGGAAAGGGUCAUUGAUGUGGCAAAAGUUUGGCAAGAGUGCAAGAAAAGAGAAGUGGAUGUUGUUCCCAACAAGGAACAAAUUUCCAAUGACUACCACAUCAACACAAAGCUCAAUAACCUGAGAAAGUCUGCACAAAAUUUGUUUAGAUCCUCUGAAGUCGGUUUGGUGCUAUCAAAAGUAAUACAAGCUGUGGACUCUGGCAAACUCAGCGUACGUACCGACAAAGACAUACAUCUGAAUUUGAUUUUGAAGUCUGAAAUAAUUGGUUUGCUCUUGAAUUACAAUACUUUAUGGCUCAGAAUUGCCUUGGAGACGAUAUACAACGAAAUUAUCCCGCUGAGCUCUAACUCCGACAUCGUCGGACUGUCUACCUUCAUAGUUAACAGGGUGAUCAAGGAUCCUUACCUGGUCAGAAAAUUUAAAUCGGUUCAUUCCCCCAAAUAUGCUGGAGAAUUCAAAAAGUUUUUCCUGAAGAAAUUUCUCAUUUUGGUGUACUUUCUCGAUCAAGCAAAGAACCAGAAACUCAUUCCUCACGACCCGUGCCUGUUCCGUAAAAAUGGAGCUAUCAAAGAGAGCAAAGAAUUACUCUUGAUUCUAGCUAGAGAAACUCUGUUUGCUGUUGGAGAUAUAACGAAGUCGCUGAAGUUUUUAGGAUACACAGUGUCUCAUGUACAAACUUAUAUCCACGAAUUUGAUUAUACAGUAACUAAUUUAGGAGUCGAUUUGAGAGAUGGAGUUCGGCUAUCGAAGAUCAUGGAAAUAAUCCUAAUGCAAAGCAAUAUACAGAACAAUCUAAGAGUACCGGCAAUAUCGCGCCUACAAAAAAUUCACAACAUGAAAAUUGUAUUCGAUUCUUUGGAGGGAGCUGGUUAUAAGAUACUAUACGACAUUUCUCCCAAAGACAUUGUCGAUGGCCACAGAGAAAAGACCUUAUCUUUCCUCUGGCAGAUAAUAUACAAGUUUGAAGCUCCUUUGAUGGUAAAGAGUGUGACAACUAUCCAAAAGUGGUUCAGGAGUUUACCGGUGGUUCUGAAAAGGAGACGGUUAAGGAGGAUCUUGAUGAGGCGGGAAAAUGCCGCCAAGAAGAUACAAGGAUGGUAUAAGAGGCAGAGGUUGUCCAAAAAUAUAGAACGCUUUGCUGCAGGCUAUAAACAGUACCUGGAACAUAUGAGAAGGGAAAGAGCUGCUGUGAGAAUACAGUCUUAUUACAAGAUGUAUGUUUGUCAAAAAUCUUACAGAAAUAAGCUUCAAACUAUAGUUGAUGUUCAAAGAAUAUGUAGGGGAUAUUUAGUGAGAAAUAUUAACACAGUACAAAUCAGGAGUGCAGUUGUUAUACAAAGUUAUGCAAAAAUGUAUAUAGCAAGAAAACACUAUUUGAAACUCAAACAAAGUACUCUAGUUAUCCAGGCUAGGUAUAGAGCACAAAAAGAAAUGAAGUUGAAACAAUCUGCUUAUAACAAGCUGAAAUCUACAGUUAUUUUUAUCCAACAAAAAUUCAGAGCUAAUCAGUUGGCGGCUGAUCAAAGACAAAGAUAUCUACAAUUGAGAUCAGCAGUAAUAUCAGUUCAGAGAAGGAUCAGAGCUAAUAAAUCGUGUAGAACUGAAUCUCAAAAAUACAAUGAAAUUAAGUCAGCUGCAGUUACAAUACAGACUUGGUACAGGUCUAUAAAGACUAUGCGAUCACAUCGCGAACAAUAUCUUCAACUCAAACGGAAUGUUCUCAUUGUAGAACAAAGAUUUUCAGCUAUGAAGGCAAUGAGGACUGAGAGACAGAAUUAUUUGCUUGUCAGAACAGCUUGUAUAAAUAUCCAGCUGCAGUACAGAGCUUUGAGAUCAAUGCGAAUGGAGAGAAAAAGAUUUUCUGAACUGAAAUCGGCAGCAGUUUGUCUGCAGCAAAGAUAUAGAGCAAAAAAGGCUAUGGAGCGUGAAUUGCUCUGGUAUCGAAAUCUACAUGACGCUGCAUUAUUUGUUCAGAGGAGAUACAGAGCUAACAAAUGCAUGAGAAUAAAUCGGACCAAAUUCUUGAGAGUUCGAAAUGCUACUACUAAAAUCCAGUUGUGGUUCAGAGCCACUUUAGAAAUGAGAAAAUACCGAACGAACUAUUUAUCUCUUAAAUACGCAGUGCGCAUUUUAGAAGAUAGAUACGAGGCUCUAACACUAAUGAAAAAAGCUGGCGCAGAAUUCCAGAAGAUGAGGUCAUCUACUAUCCUACUCCAACAAAAGUAUAGAGCAUUAUUAACUAUGCGUUUUGAGAGGAACAAGUUUUGCCAACUGAAAUCAGCGACAAUAUCGAUCCAAAGAAGGUUCAGAUCCAACAAAAUGGCAAAUAUGCAAAGACUAGAGUACUUGAAUUUAAAACAAGCUACUGUUGACAUACAAAGACGUUUCAGAGCUAAAAGAGAUAUGCGAAUAUGUUUGCAGGAAUUCGUUCUCUUAAAGAAGACAACUAUAAUGUUACAGAGAAGAGUGAGAGCCAAUAAAAUUAUGACGGUAACACGAGAUGCCUAUAAAUCAUUAUUGAUACAAACUAUUUUCAUACAGAGGAAAUUUAGAGCUAACAGACUGGCGCGAAUACACAGAACAAACUAUUUGAAGUUGAAACAAGCUAGUGUUGUCUUGCAGAGACGGUUCAGAGCUCAGAGAGACAUGCGAAUAUGUUUAGACGAAUUUGUUCUGUUGAAGAAGGCAACUGUCAUGAUUCAAAGAAAAUUCAGAGCAAAUAAUAUGAUGAAAGCAGCCCGAAAUGUCUAUGAAUCAAUAUUGAAACAAACUAUUUUUAUUCAAAGAAAAUUCAGAGCAAACAGACUGGCGCGAAUACAGAGAACAAACUAUUUGAAGUUGAAACAAGCUAGUGUUGUCUUGCAGAGACGGUUCAGAGCACAAAGAGACAUGCGUAUAUGUUUGGACGAAUUUGUUCUGUUGAAAAAGGCAACCAUUAUGGUUCAAACAAGAUUCAGAGCAAAGCUUAUGAUGAUAGCAGCCCGAGAUGCCUAUAAAUCAUUAUUGAAACAAACUAUUUUCAUACAAAGGAAAUUUAGAGCAAACAGACUGGCGCGAAUACACAGAACAAACUAUUUGAAGUUAAAACAAGCUAGUGUUGUCUUGCAGAGACGGUUUAGAGCACAAAAAGACAUGCGAAUAUGUUUGGACCAAUUCGUUCUGUUGAAGAAGGCAACCAUUAUGGUUCAAACAAGAUUCAGAGCAAAGCUUGUGAUGAUAGCAGCUCGAGAUGCCUAUACAUCAUUAUUGAAACAUACUAUUUUCAUUCAAAGGAAAUUCAGAGCUAACCGACUGUCACAGAUACACAGAACAAACUACUUGAGAUUGAAACAAGCUACUGUCAUAAUACAAGCACGUUUUAGAGCUCAAAGAGCCAUGCGAGUAUGUGCACAAGAGUUUGUUCUGCUGAAGAAGACUACAGUAAUGCUUCAGAGGAGAGUCAGAGCAAAUAAGAUGAUGAGGGUAGCUCAAGACUCCUAUAAGUCUUUAUUGAAAGCUGCCAUUUUGAUUCAGACUAGAUGGAGAGCCAAACAGGCAUCAGAAGAAGCUAGAAAUAGUUUUUUGGCACUCAGACAAGCUACUGUCCUAGUGCAACAACAAUGGAGGGCUAAGAAAAUUGGUAUGCGAGAAAAGUUGCAAUUUGAAGCUAUGAAAAAAGCAUCUAUAAUUAUCCAACGACGAUGGAGAGCUUUGAAAUCAGGAAGACACGUCAGAAAUGACUAUCAAAAAUUGAAAAUUGCUACUUUGACUGUUCAACAGAUGUGGAGAGCCAAAAUAUCCAUGAGAAUACAUUCAAGAUAUUACAAAAUCCUCAAAAAUGCAGUUAUAAUUUUGCAGAGAAGGUACAGAGCACAAGUUUUAAUGAAGAAACAGUUGUCUGCUUAUAAGAAGGAACAAAAUGCCACCAUUUGUAUCCAGAGAUUCUACAGGGGAUAUUUAGAAAUGAAAGCAGCCAAAGCAGAAUACGAAUUGAAGAAAAAAGCAAUCAUUCGAAUCCAAAGUCACAUAAAAGGUUAUAGCGUGCGACAAAAAUAUGCACACUACUUUACUCCUGAAGCCAAGGAACAAAGAAGAAUUGAGAAACAACAUAAUGAGGCUGCUCUCAGGAUACAGGCUUAUUGGAGAGGAUACAAAUCGAGGUCAUUGGAGCCUAACGACUGCGCCAAAAUAAGGAAAAGGAUGCUGAAGGCCAAUGCGGAGGCUAUGCCAGAAAAGACCUUGGAAUGCAAGUCCAGAGUGGCUUUGCAGACGUUUGCCAAUCAAAGUUCGACGCUGUUUCACAUCAUCAAGGCCUUGGAGGAUAUAGAUUAUGUUACAAGACGAUGCGAGUCAAAGUGCAUAGAAAUGGCUCAACUUCUGCCAGACCAGUUGUAUAUUAUGCUCGGGGCUACUAGCCGAUCGCUGCCUGAGAUGAACGCUUGUAUAUAUUCCGUUAAUAUUUUGAUUAAUAUAUGUAAAUGUCCUUCUACGAAAAAGUAUAGCUUUGUCCCACAGUACAUUGAUAAUCUCCUAGCAGUAAUGUUGCACUGGUGUGACAAGGAAUCUCAAUUGUUUCCGACUUUAUGUACCUUAUUGUGGUUAUUUGCUCAUACGCCGCAAUGGAAGAGAAAUAUUCUCAAGUUGCCUAAUAUUGUCCAAAGACUGAUGAGAAUUCAAGGCAUGGUUGCUAGGAAAGAGACUAUGGUGAAACGAUCGACUAGUAAAGUUUUAUCACAUUUUGCGACUUUGAAAAAUUUGCCAAUGCCUUCGUUACUGCCCGAUUGGGGACUAGAUUAUGCAAAUAACCCCAAUGUUUUCACCAAUUCUGUACAUGCUUUUAAUUCUUUACUAAGUAUUUUAGAAAUAUGAAUUUGUAUAUUAUUUUAUUUGUAUAUUGUAACUUUUUUAAUCCUUUUAUAUUGUUUGAUUUAUUGAAUACAGAUUGAAUUGAAAUUAU
Phaedon cochleariae (mustard beetle) is the source of this 6865-nucleotide messenger RNA. The record is from the annotation of a GenBank genome assembly. Lineage: Eukaryota; Metazoa; Arthropoda; Insecta; Coleoptera; Chrysomelidae.